CGACAAACCUCAAGAUAAAAUUACCGUAGCUAAUUAAGAGAGCAAUAUUUCAAUGUAUGCGGGCUCUCCUAUACUUGUUGAUGUAUCGAUUGUACACAAAGUGCCCCCCAACUCCUAGCUUCAUUUAUAUUGGUUCCAUUACUUGUUUAUUCUUGUUUUGUACCUAGCUUGCUCAGCUCCAUCAACUUCAUGGAAACGAAAAACACCAAUGGGUCAAGAAGCUACGAGCAUGACAGUAUCGGUUGGUUUGAGGACAUAUCCGAGAAGGCCGGCCAAGUCCAGACCGAGACUCUUCGCCGAAUUCUUGAGCUCAACUGGGGUGUGGAGUAUCUCAAGAAAUGGUUAGGGGAUAUUGAUGUCCGAGAUAUGGAUGCAAGUGCAUUGGAGUCUCUUUACACUUCUUUGGUGCCUCUUGCUUCCCAUGCAGAUUUAGAGCCUUUCAUUAACAGAAUUGCAGAUGGGGAUACUGCUCCUUUACUCACUCAACAGCCCAUAACACUUCUAUCCUUAAGCUCUGGAACCACAGAAGGAAGGCAGAAGUACGUUCCUUUCACUGACCAUAGUGCCCGAACCACUCUUCAGAUUUUCAGCUUGGCAGCAGCCUACAGAUCAAGGGUUUAUCCAAUAAGGGAAGGAGGAAGGAUCCUUGAGUUCAUAUACAGCAGUAAACAAUUCAAAACAAAAGGAGGGUUAACAGUAGGAACAGCUACAACCCAUUAUUAUGCAAGUGAGGAGUUCAAGAUCAAGCAAGAAAAAACAAAGUGCUUCACUUGUAGUCCACCAGAAGUCAUUUCUGGUGGAGACUACAAGCAAUCUACUUAUUGUCAUCUUCUCCUUGGCCUCUACUUCGGUGAUCAAGUAGAGUUUAUAACAUCUACCUUUGCUUACAGCAUAGUUCAAGCCUUUAGAGCAUUUGAAGAUGUUUGGAGAGAAAUAUGCGAUGACAUUAAACAAGGUACUCUAAGUGAAAGAGUCACCUUGCCAAAGAUGAGAAAAGCUGUGCUUGCUAUCAUCUCUCCAAAUCCAAGCUUAGCUUCAAGAAUAGAAGAAAGCUGCAAGGAGUUGGAAACUCUAAACUGGCUUGGUUUGAUUACUAAACUCUGGCCAAAUGCCAAGUAUGUUUACUCCAUAAUGACAGGCUCCAUGCAACCUUACUUUAAAAAACUAAGGCAUUAUGCUGGGGGCUUGGCAUUAGUGAGUGCUGAUUAUGGAUCAACAGAGAGUUGGAUCGGAGCUAAUGUGGAUCCUUAUUUGCCUCCUGAAGAUGUUACUUUUGCAGUAAUACCCACUUUUUCAUACUUUGAGUUCAUGCCACUUUUUAGAGAGAAUCAAGAUUGUAGCUCAGCCAUUGAUGACUUCAUUGAAGAUGAGCCAGUACCACUCUCAAAAGUUAAGGUUGGGCAGGAGUAUGAGAUUGUCCUCACUACUUUUACUGGGCUUUAUAGAUGCAGGCUAGGGGAUGUGGUGGAAGUGGCUGGCUUUCACAAAGGGACACCGAAAUUGAACUUCAUAUGCAGGAGAAAGCUAAUUUUAACCAUAAACAUUGACAAGAACACUGAAAAAGAUUUACAAUUAGUGGUGGAGAAAGGGUGUCAGGUACUCAUGAGCAAGGGGAGAGCAGAGCUAGUGGAUUUUACUAGCCAUGCCGAGAUAGAAAAGCAACCAGGUCACUACAUAAUUUACUGGGAAAUCAAAGGAGAGGUCGAGGAAGGGAUUCUUGGCGAGUGUUGCAAGGAAAUGGAUGCAUCGUUCAGCGAUCAUGGCUAUGUGGUAUCAAGAAGAACCAACUCCAUUGGACCUCUCGAGCUUUGCGUUGUCAAGAUAGGGACUUUCAAGAAGAUCUUGGACUAUUUCAUAGGCAAUGGGUCAGCAUUGAGCCAGUUCAAGACUCCUAGGUGCACUAGCAACCAAGGAAUAUUGAAAAUUCUCAAUGGUAGCACCAUUAAGAGGUUCUUCAGCACUGCAUAUGGUAAGUGAUAUAAUCCAAUAAUUUUUGUUUGUUGUCAUAGUCCUCAAUUAAUAAUUUGUAACCUGGAUUUAAUCAUUUUAUUUUAGAAGAUUAAAUUUUUGAAUAACGUUAAA
Molecule: messenger RNA, 2082 nt
Organism: Populus nigra (black poplar)
Lineage: Eukaryota; Viridiplantae; Streptophyta; Magnoliopsida; Malpighiales; Salicaceae
Product: indole-3-acetic acid-amido synthetase GH3.10-like
Exons: 4
Coding region: 190-1977 (595 amino acids)
Cellular component (GO): cytoplasm
Molecular function (GO): acid-amino acid ligase activity
Source: RefSeq, a predicted model, not a curated record